This is a messenger RNA of Chanos chanos (milkfish), 2415 nucleotides long. It is a transcript of the gene ace2, whose product is annotated as angiotensin I converting enzyme 2. The transcript has 18 exons. Lineage: Eukaryota; Metazoa; Chordata; Actinopteri; Gonorynchiformes; Chanidae. Gene Ontology annotation, cellular component: plasma membrane. The record is from RefSeq and is a predicted model, not a curated record. Gene Ontology annotation, biological process: proteolysis. The coding region runs from base 1 to 2415 and encodes 804 amino acids. Gene Ontology annotation, molecular function: peptidyl-dipeptidase activity; metallopeptidase activity.
AUGUCUGGAGCAAUUUUAUUGCUUUUAGUGCUGGCCUCCACUGCCUCUGCUCAAACAGUCGAUGAAAAAGCCAGGGAAUUCUUGAGAAAGUUUGACGAGAAUGCCACGCAUCUUGUAUACCAGUAUUCCUUGGCAUCAUGGGCUUACAACACAAAUAUCACCGCUGAGAAUGCAGACAAAGUGUCUCAGGAGGGCGCAGCUUGGAGUGCUUUCUACACUCAAGUAUCAGAACAGUCAAAUGAAUUCCCUAUCGAUCAAGUUAACGAUCCUGAGAUUAAGCUUCAGCUAAUGUUACUCCAAGACAAAGGAUCAGGUGCACUGUCUCCUGACAAAGCCACCCAUCUAAACAAUGUCUUGAAUGAAAUGAGCACCAUCUACAGUACAGCCACAGUAUGUAAAGUUAAAGAACCCUUCGACUGUCAGACUUUGGAACCAGGUCUGGAGGCGAUUAUGGCUAACAGCCGAGACUACUACGAACGCCUGCAUGUAUGGGAGGGAUGGAGAGUUGAGGUGGGGAAGAGAAUGCGACCCCUGUAUGAAGACUAUGUAGACCUGAAGAAUGAAGCAGCCAAACUCAAUGGUUAUGCUGACUAUGGAGAUUAUUGGAGGGGGAACUAUGAAACAGUGGAUGAACCUCAAUAUGCCUACACUAGAGAUGAUGUGAUGAAAGAUGUCAGACGCAUAUAUCAAGAGAUUUUGCCUUUGUACAAGGAGCUCCAUGCUUACGUGAGAGCCAGGCUUCAAGACGUGUAUGGUGGACACAUCUCCUCCAAUGGUGGCAUCCCUGCUCAUCUUCUUGGUGAUAUGUGGGGAAGGUUUUGGACAAAUCUUUAUCCACUGUCAGUUCCCUAUCCUGAAAAGCCAGACAUUGAUGUGACCUCUACCAUGGUUGAGCAGGGCUGGAGUGAAAAGCAAAUGUUUGAGGAAGCAGAAAAAUUCUUCAAGUCUGUGAAUAUGUUUGCAAUGUUUCCAAACUUCUGGAACAACUCAAUGCUUGUGAAGCCAAAUGAUGGCAGGAGUGUAGUGUGUCAUCCAACUGCUUGGGAUAUGGGCAACAGAGAGGAUUUCAGAAUCAAAAUGUGUACAAAGGUGACCAUGGAUGACUUUUUAACUGUCCACCACGAGAUGGGACACAAUCAGUAUCAGAUGGCUUAUCGUAACCUCCCUUAUCUGCUGAGGGACGGAGCCAAUGAGGGUUUCCAUGAGGCUGUAGGAGAAAUCAUGUCUCUGUCAGCAGCCACUCCCUCACACCUGCAAGCACUGGGAUUACUGCCUGCUGAUUUCAAGGAAGACAAUGAAACUGAGAUCAACUUCCUGCUUAAGCAGGCCCUAACCAUAGUGGCCACACUUCCAUUCACUUACAUGCUGGAGGAGUGGAGAUGGCAGGUCUUUGAGGGAAAGAUCCCAAAAAAUGAAUGGAUGCUGAGAUGGUGGCAGAUGAAGAGAGAAUUGGUUGGUGUGGUUGAGCCUUUGCCCAGAGAUGAGACAUACUGUGACCCCCCUGCACUAUUCCAUGUUUCUGGAGAUUAUUCUUUUAUCAGAUACUUCACUCGGACCAUCUAUCAGUUCCAGUUCCAGGAAGCACUAUGCAAAGAGGCUGGUCAUGUUGGCCCCUUAUUCAAAUGUGACAUCACAAACUCAACUAGAGCUGGUGAAAAAUUAAGACAGAUGCUGGAGUUAGGAAGAUCAAAGUCAUGGACAAGGGCUCUGGAGCAGGUGUCUAAUCACACCAAGAUGAUGUCCCAGCCUCUACUGGAGUACUUCAAAGAGCUCCACGAAUGGCUUCAAGCAGAAAAUGCAAAGAACAACAGACAACCAGGAUGGGAUGUGUUAGUAGAUCCCUAUUCAGAAAAUGCCAUCAAAGUGAGACUCAGCUUAAAGGCAGCCAUGGGGAAUGAUGCUUACUCCUGGAAUUCCAAUGAGAUAUACUUAUUCAAAACAACGAUGGCCUACGCAAUGCGACAGUACUACUCCUCUGAAAAGGGCCAAAAGGUCGACUUUGUAGCGGAUAAUAUUCACACCUACAAGGAAACUCCAAGGAUCUCAUUCUAUUUUGUGGUCACUGAUCCAACCAAUCCAGCUGUGAUUAUUCCCAAAGUAGACGUGGAAGCAGCUAUCUGGCAAUCCAGAGGACGAAUCAACAGCGUGUUCCAACUGAGUGAUGAUACACUUGAGUUUGUGGGUCUUCAAGCAACAGUGGCUACUCCAGUGGAAGAGAAAAUCACUAUUUGGCUGGUGGUGUUUGGUGUGGUGAUGGGAUUGGUCUUUUGUAUGGGAAUUUAUCUCAUCAUCAUGGGAGUUGUACAAAGGAAACGGAAGUCUAAGGCUGAGAAACUUGAGAACCCAUAUGAGGAGACAAACAGCGGAGUGUCAAAUAACGGAUAUGAGACUGACACUGAACAAACUGGACUAUAA